UUACAUCUGGGUCGAAGAGGAAAAGAGGGGAACAGACAACGAAAGCCCAACUUAUUCCUCGUAAAAACAGACGACAACGGUCUAAGGUAUGUUGUUCAUAGCCUGUUUGUGUUAUUUCUAAGUUGCACUCGUAAUUAGGCAUCUGGAAAACAAUAUUAUAACAACGCAUUCACUCUCUAGGAUACGCCACUCUCGCAUAUAACGAGGCCACAAAGAAUCAUCUGGACCCAAGGGAGAGGGGAUUCAUGCUCGAGCAGCCAGGGAACCCACUAUGCCCGGUGGCAUCACCCGGAGAAAUAUCUAUCGAAAUGCCCAGAGAAAAGCCCUUGCAUUUUAUCUCCACCCAAGGAGAGGCGA
This is a messenger RNA of Coregonus sp. 'balchen', 357 nucleotides long. Lineage: Eukaryota; Metazoa; Chordata; Actinopteri; Salmoniformes; Salmonidae. The record is from the annotation of a GenBank genome assembly.